AUGUCUAACUCCCCCUUUAAAUUAGAACAAAAUAUCAGUAAAUUUUGAUAUUUUUAGGUACUUUAACCCCUUAAAUUGGAACAAUUUUUUUAAUAGGAAAAUUUUAUCGAUGAAAGCUUUAAAAAUUGCUUUUAAUCUAAUUUAAUAGACAAAAUGCAAGUGUAUUAUUAUUUAAAUGGUCUCUCACGCUAAAUGAAUUGAUUUUUUAAAUUAAUUCUUCAUAAAAAUUUUAAAUUACUUUAUUCAAUUUAUAUUUUUUAAAAAUAAAUAUUAAAGCUAAAAUGCAAAUUUUUAUGAACCGAAUUUAAUAAGACAAAAUGCAAAUAGAUUUUGUUUUAAACAUUUUUAUAUCUGAAUUAAUUUUUUAUUUAAUUCUUCAUAAAAUCAAAUUAAAAUUCAAAUUAUUGGGCUCAAUUAUAUUUUUUAAAAGAAAAACAUUAUGAUAAAAAAAACUAAUAAUUAUAAUUAGCUUUGAUUUAAUUUAAUAUAUCAAAUGCAAGUAGAAUGUUAUCUAAACAGUUUUAUACUGAAUCAUUAAUUGAUUUAUAUAAAAUAUUUAAAAAUUCAAAAUGUUUUGCUCUAUUUAAUACCUUUACCAAGAAACCGGGCUUAAGCUGCCUUGAGGAAGUCCACUACAGGCAUUCACCUGCGUAGCGCAUAGCGUUUCAGGAAGAGGGAACUAUAAAUGCCUUGCAUAAUCUAAUCUAGUCUAAAUUAGCUCAAUUUAUAUUUUUUAAAAAUAUAAAAAAUGUUUUAAAAAUAAUUAAUAUUGAAAAUACUAAUUUUUUAUCACUUUUUAGAUUUUUUAAACAAAAUUAACCUGCUUAAAAUUGAAAUAGGAUUUUUUGUUCCAAUUUAAAUGGGGGAGUAAGUCAGCAAGCCACCAAAAUGGAGAAUUUGAAGUUGAAGCAAUUAUUGACUCUAACUCCACCCCUCCUCCAAGAGAAAGCCAAUUUUCUUGCUCUCUUAAGGCGAAUUUUAAAAAUAACGACUUUUAAAGUAAAUGUAAUUUAAUUAUAUCUCUUACCAAGAAAACUCGCUAAGAAGCAUUUCUGGUCACCAUUUUUAAAUUUGGAGCCCAAAAAAUAUGGGAUGCUAACAAAUUUUGCACGCCAGCUAUUGUCUGGUUAGGUAAAAAUUCUUCUUACUCUCCCUCCUUCCAUAAGCGAACAAAAGUAUUGAAAAAAUAUCUAAUUUUUGGAUAAAGCCUAUCGUCCUGAGUGAACAAAAUUUUUUAAUAUAAUUUUUCGAUAUAUAAGUGAUAAUUAUUAUAACGAAAUCUCUAGCUAAUUCUGUUUACUUUUAAACAACUUGCAUUUUAAAACAUAAAUUUUACAAAUUAAAUUAAAUUAUUUUUUUCAUUUUGCAGAUUGUGAUUUUUUUUUCGGAAAUUUUUUUAUGAUCGCUCAUGCAGGAAGGGAGAGUUAGAAAGUAAUUUUUAAAAUUUAUGUUUUAAAAUGCAAGCUAUUUAAUUUUUAAUAGAUUUACCUAUAGAUUCCAUUAUAAUGUCAAUUAUUGAUUGUCAAAGUCUUUAUAUAAAAAAUUCUUUAUACUACGAGCUAACUACCUAAAAAAAAUAGAUUUUUUGCAAUGGUUUUGCUUGUUCGGAGUAAGCUUAAAAAGGAUGGCUCAAAACUUUAUUUUGUGAAAUGAAAAGGCUAUCCUGAAGAAGAAUCAACUUGGGAGCCCAUAGAUCAUUUACUCCCCACCUUUAAAGUGGAACAAAAAAUUUUGUUCCGAUUUUAAGGGGGUUAUUUUUUUUUAACAAAAAAUUAAAAUUUUUUCUCUAUAAAAUUAUUUUUAAAAUCUUAAAAAAUAUUAUUAUUUAUUAUUAAUCUAUCUAUCGCUGCUAAGCAGCAUUUCUCUCUUUUUCUCAUAAUCGUAAAAUCUUAAAAAUAAUUAAGCACAAUACUUUAAAUUUUGAUUUAUUUUUAUGAAGAACUAAAUAAAAAAAAUUAAUCGAUUCUUUGUGAAAAUUGUUUAAAUAACAUCCUACUUUCAUUUUGCCUAUUAAAUUAUGUCAAAAACUAAUCAUAUAAAAAUUAAUACUUUCAUCAAUAAAAUUUUUCCUUUGAAUUUUUUUUUUAAAAUUUAAAGGGGGUAAAGUAUCGAAAAAAUACAAAUUUUACCGAUAUAUUGUUCGAAUUUAAAUGGGGAGUUAGAGCAUUGCAAAAAAGCAAUUGCGGAAUAUGAAAAAAAUCACAGGGCGAAGAAAACUGCAAGAAUUAUAGAAAAAAGGCAAGGAAGCUUAGAAAAAGAUGAUAAAAUCAAAAGUUUGGUGCAGAUUAUAUACGAUCCGGAAAGAAACGAGGCAAUGGUGGAAGUGGAAUGAGAAGACCCAAAUCUAUAUAAUGGAUUUUAUCCUGUUGUGGAGAUGCAUAAAUAUUGCCCGAAAGAAAUGUGCGAGCUGUAUUUAAAAAAUCUGUCAUUUACUUAUCAAAUAAAUUCUUAA
This is a messenger RNA of Blepharisma stoltei, 2452 nucleotides long. The record is from the annotation of a GenBank genome assembly. NCBI's taxonomy places the organism in Eukaryota, Ciliophora, Heterotrichea, Heterotrichida, Blepharismidae.